CGGCAAAAUCGCAAAGCCAACAUCAGGAUGGCAAAAGGAAAGGGCAGUUCGCUUGCGAAACAGCUUGCUGAGCUGGAAGUGAAGGCUCCUAAGGAUUUUGAUCCCGAAGAAAAUGAGGCACCGCUUCGAAGUGAUGAGAGUGGUUCUGAGGAAGAAGACGAGAAUUUGGGAACGGAGCAUUAUGUGAACGUUGGAAAGAGCAAACUGCGAAAGCCCGCCCAAGUCGCCCUUGGCCCUCAAUACGCCGGAGCUCGAAUCAGCCGCAAGGAUCUACUGAACAAUGAUGAGGACUCCGAUAUCUCUGGCGACGAGGAAUCCACUGAGGAACAGGACAUGGAGGAUAUCGUUGACCCUGAUACUGUGGAUCUAGACGCGGAAGACUUUGAUGGAGAAAUCAACAGCGACGAUGCUCUUGGCGAAAGCGAUGAUGAGAAACUUAAGGGAUUUGUCUUCCGUGGAAGUGGCAAGCCCAAAUAUGCAGUAGGUGGCGGCCCUAGCAAGAGCAAGAGAAAGACAGCUGCGGAUUUUAUGUCCGGCAGUGAGGACGAAGAUGUCGAUGAGAUUGACUCUGAGGACGCCGAGGAUGGAGGAGCAAAAAUUGAUGGAACCGACGAGUCUGGAUCCGAAAGCCAAGAAGAGUUGCUAGAGGAUGGAGAUGAAGACGAGGAUGAGGACAUGGACGAGGUCGAUGAUGACGAGGACGAAGAGGAGGAAGAUGACAAUGACGACUCGGAAGAAGAUAGUGACGAAAGUGAAGUAGGAGACGACGAGCAAGCUCGCCGUGCUGAACUACGAAAGAUGAUGACUGAAGAGCAAAAAACCGUCGUUGCUACAAUUUCUCAGGCCGCGAAAGCCGAUGCUGAGAAGGGCAACGCCGUCAAGGCUCAACGCAAGACAUUCGAUUCAUUGCUAAAUGUCCGCAUACGCCUCCAAAAGGCGCUUGUAGCCACGAACUCCAUGUCGUCUUUAGAGCAAAGCUCUGAAACUUCGACACCGUACAAGGCGGCCGAAGAAGCUGCAGUCAAGCUUCUGAACACUUUGAAUGCUAUGCGAUCUGAGCUUGACAAGACAGCAACGAAUUCAAAGAAGCGCAAGCACACUGCUGUCGAUAUCACAACAUCUAACUCUGACAUCUGGGCUGCUAUCCAAGCCUCCGAGUCCCAAUCUGUUCCGAAACGCCAGGCAACACUCGCAAAGUGGUCUGCGAGGGUUCGCGGUACAACCGCUGCUCCAAUUUCUCGCAAGCUUAACAACGUUGCCGAGCAAUCUAUUGUCGACGUCCUCUCUGAGCAGCUCUCUGGUUCCAACGCAGAGCGCCUCAUCAAGCGCACGAGAAUGCCGCGCUCCUGCGCUCCCAUUCAGGUCAAGGCUAAGAUCACUGAAGAUGAGAACAUUUAUGACGAUGCGGACUUCUAUCAGCUCCUCCUCAAAGAGCUGGUCGACCAGCGCAUGGUAGAUUCUUCAUCCGCCCCAUCUAUGGGAGCCGGCGGCCAGCCGAUUGCUCAGUGGGCUGCGGCCAAGGAGGCGAGGACGAAGAAGAACGUAGAUACCAGAGCUAGCAAGGGACGUAAGAUGAAGUUUACGGUGCACGAGAAGUUGCAGAAUUUCAUGGCACCGGAAGAUAGGGGGCUGUGGGAGCCGGAGGCCAUUGAUCGGUUCUUCGGCACCCUCCUGGGCCAGAAAAUGAACCUGGGAGAAGAGGACGAGAGCGAUGAUGAGGAGGCGCCUCUGGCGGAGGAAGCGUUGAUGCUGUUCAGGUCGUAGAUAAAUAAAUACUUUUAUAUAUGUACCUCACUUCACUAGAUGGCAUCAGCAAGGAAAUUCAAAUCCUCAUAAGCUAGAUCUUGGCAGUGUUGCCCGAGUACUACUC
Messenger RNA from Pseudogymnoascus verrucosus, 1870 nucleotides. RefSeq names its product rRNA-processing protein bfr2 (gene BFR2). The record is from RefSeq and is a predicted model, not a curated record. The transcript is spliced from 3 exons. Gene Ontology annotation, biological process: maturation of SSU-rRNA from tricistronic rRNA transcript (SSU-rRNA, 5.8S rRNA, LSU-rRNA). NCBI's taxonomy places the organism in Eukaryota, Fungi, Ascomycota, Leotiomycetes, Thelebolales, Thelebolaceae. Gene Ontology annotation, cellular component: nucleolus; nucleus. Bases 28 to 1764 code for a protein of 578 amino acids.